Messenger RNA from Prionailurus viverrinus (fishing cat), 5025 nucleotides. RefSeq names its product vav guanine nucleotide exchange factor 2 (gene VAV2). Lineage: Eukaryota; Metazoa; Chordata; Mammalia; Carnivora; Felidae. The transcript is spliced from 28 exons. Gene Ontology annotation, biological process: cell migration; intracellular signal transduction; regulation of GTPase activity. The record is from RefSeq and is a predicted model, not a curated record. Bases 237 to 2843 code for a protein of 868 amino acids. Gene Ontology annotation, molecular function: guanyl-nucleotide exchange factor activity; protein binding. Gene Ontology annotation, cellular component: cytoplasm.
CCGCGCGGCGCCCACCCCGCGGCCGCACGUGGGCGGGAGCGGCGGCCCGCGAGGAGCCGGAGGAGGAGGAAGAGGAGGGGACGCGCGGCGGCGCAGCGGGGACCCGGGGCCGCCCGCGCGAAGCCCCGCCCCGGCCGCCGAGCCCCGCGCGGGCGGGCGGGAUGCCCCGCGGCCACCGCACUUUGGCCGGAGCGCUGCCCUGAGCGGGCCCCGGCCGCGCGGCCGCCGCGGGCGCCAUGGAGCAGUGGCGGCAGUGCGGCCGCUGGCUCAUCGACUGCAAGGUCCUGCCGCCCAACCACCGGGUCGUGUGGCCCUCGGCGGUGGUCUUCGACCUGGCGCAGGCGCUGCGCGACGGCGUCCUCCUGUGCCAGCUGCUGCACAACCUGUCCCCCGGCUCCAUCGACCUCAAGGACAUCAACUUCCGGCCGCAGAUGUCCCAGUUCCUGUGUUUAAAGAACAUCCGCACCUUCCUGAAAGUCUGCCACGAUAAAUUUGGACUCCGGAACAGCGAGCUGUUUGACCCCUUCGACCUCUUCGAUGUCCGAGACUUUGGGAAGGUCAUCUCUGCCGUGUCCAGACUCUCCCUGCACCACGUGGCCCAGAACAAAGGGAUCAGGCCCUUUCCCUCGGAGGAGACCGCGGAAAACGACGAUGAUGUCUAUCGCAGCCUGGAGGAGCUGGCGGACGAGCAUGACCUGGGGGAAGACAUCUAUGACUGUGUCCCGUGCGAAGAUGAGGGCGACGACAUCUACGAGGACAUCAUCAAGGUGGAGGUACAGCAGCCCAUGAAGAUGGGCAUGUCCGAGGACGACAAGAGAAACUGCUGCCUGCUGGAGAUUCAGGAGACCGAGGCCAAGUACUACCGGACCCUGGAGGACAUUGAGAAGAACUACAUGGCCCCGCUGAGGCCGGUGCUGAGCCCGGCGGACAUGACGGCCAUCUUCAUCAACCUGGAGGACCUAAUCAAAGUGCAUCACAGCUUCCUGCGGGCCAUUGACGUGUCCAUGAUGGCAGGGGGCAGCACUCUGGCCAAGGUCUUCCUGGACUUCAAGGAGAGGCUCCUGAUCUACGGGGAAUAUUGCAGCCACAUGGAGCACGCCCAGAACACGCUGAACCAGCUCCUCGCCAGCCGGGAGGACUUCCGACAGAAGGUCGAGGAAUGCACUCUGAAGGUCCAGGACGGGAAGUUUAAGCUUCAGGACCUGCUCGUGGUCCCCAUGCAGAGGGUGCUCAAGUAUCACCUGCUCCUGAAGGAACUCCUGAGCCACUCCGCGGAUCGGCCCGAGAGGCAGCAGCUCAAAGAGGCACUGGAAGCCAUGCAGGACUUGGCCAUGUACAUAAACGAAGUUAAGCGGGACAAGGAGACCCUGAAGAAAAUCAGUGAAUUUCAGAGUUGUAUAGAAAACUUGCAGGUGAAACUGGAGGAGUUCGGGAGGCCGAAGAUUGACGGGGAACUGAAGGUCCGGUCCAUAGUCAACCACACGAAGCAAGAUAGGUACUUGUUCCUGUUUGACAAGGUGGUCAUCGUCUGCAAGAGGAGGGGCUACAGCUAUGAGCUGAAGGAGGUCAUCGAGCUGCUCUUCCACAAGAUGACCGACGACCCCAUGAACAACAAGGACGUCAAGAAGUGGUCCUACGGCUUCUAUCUAAUCCACCUCCAAGGAAAGCAGGGCUUCCAGUUUUUCUGCAAGACAGAGGACAUGAAGCGGAAAUGGAUGGAACAGUUUGAGAUGGCCAUGUCAAACAUCAAGCCAGACAAAGCCAAUGCCAACCACCACAGCUUCCAGAUGUACACUUUUGACAAGACCACCAACUGCAAAGCCUGCAGGAUGUUCCUCAGGGGUACCUUCUACCAGGGCUACCUGUGCACCAAGUGUGGUGUCGGGGCGCACAAGGAAUGUCUGGAAGUGACCCCUCCCUGCAAGAUCAGUUCUCCUGUGGACCUGGACGCCUGUGGAGCAGGACCGGGUCCCAAGAUGGUGGCCGUGCAGAAUUACCAUGGCAACCCUGCUCCCCCUGGGAAGCCAGUGCUGACCUUCCAGACGGGUGAUGUGAUCGAGCUGCUGAGGGGCGACCCCGAGUCUCAAUGGUGGGAGGGUCGGCUGGUGCAGACCAGAAAGUCAGGCUACUUUCCUAGCUCGUCCGUGAAGCCCUGCCCCGUGGAUGGAAGGCCGCCCGCCAGCCGCCCGCCCUCCCGGGAGAUCGACUACACGGAAUACCCCUGGUUCGCAGGCAACAUGGAGAGACAGCAGACAGACAACCUGCUGAAAUCGCACGCCAGCGGGACCUACCUGAUCAGGGAGCGGCCGGCCGAGGCGGAGCGCUUUGCCAUAAGCAUCAAGUUCAACGACGAAGUGAAGCACAUCAAGGUGGUCGAGAAAGACAGUUGGAUCCACAUUACAGAAGCGAAGAAGUUUGAAAGCCUCUUGGAGCUGGUGGAGUACUAUCAGUGCCACUCACUCAAGGAGAGCUUCAAGCAGCUGGACACCACGCUCAAGUACCCCUACAAGUCACGGGAGCGCGCGGCCUCCAGGGCCUCCAGCCGGUCCCCAGCUUCCUGCGCCUCCUACAACUUUUCUUUUCUCAGUCCUCAGGGCCUCAGCUUUGCCUCCCAGGGCUCCUCCGCUCCCUUCUGGUCAGUGUUCACACCCCGCGUCAUCGGCACGGCCGUGGCCAGGUACAACUUUGCUGCCCGGGAUAUGCGUGAGCUCUCACUGCGGGAAGGCGACCUGGUGAAGAUAUAUAGCCGCAUUGGCGGGGACCAGGGCUGGUGGAAGGGCGAGGCCAACGGACGGAUCGGCUGGUUUCCCUCAACAUAUGUAGAAGAGGAGGGCAUCCAGUGACGACAACGACACGGACAGGGCUCGUGGAUUUUCUUCGAAGAGUCCGGCUCUGAAGUCUGCCUCUAGCUCUGUGACUCAGAGGGGACACGCCCGCCAACCUUCCAGUCUUCAGCAGCCCAUGGGGAUGGGGAGGGUGUUCAGAAUCCUACACGCGAACCGGCCCACCUUCAGUCUGCCCUCGGUGGCCUGUCCCGGGUACACUACUUGUACAUAGAGGGGAGCUGGGCCAGCCCUGUCGUGACGGCCACCACCAGAGCGCCGGGGGGAGGGAGCGCCUGGGGCGUCCUGAGCCAGGCUCUGGGUGACAGCCGAGGCCGGAGCUCACCUGGCCCCUGUCCUGUUGAGACGGCAUUCGGGAGCCGAGGUCUGAACCGCAGGUGCUCCCGGGGAGGACUGGGACGGCAGAGGGGGCCUUCCCCCAGCCCCUUCUGCUCAGCCCUGGACGCUCAGCCUGCCUGCUUCCUGCCGCUCCCGGGGGGCAGCCUCGGGCCCAGAGAGUCAGAAGGGACCGGAGCCGGGCCGUUUGCCGCAGCCCGUGCUCAGCCCCAGCUGGGCUCAGGUGUAGGAGAAGAGAGCACGGCCGGGGGGUCCGCGCGGGCCCCCUUGACUCCUCGUGGCCCUCCGCGUGAGGGGUGUGCAGGCUCCGCCCCGGGGGGGGGGGCUCCCUCUCUCAGGAGGGGGCCUGAGCGAACGAUGAAGGGGUCGACCCUCCUCCCCAGCCAGUGGUACUGUUCCUGCUCUGAACCCCAGGAAUGCGUCUGUCCUGUCCUGCUGCCAGGUGGAUACACCUUUUGUAAACCCUGAUGUGGGUGAGAAGAAAACAAGAGUUUUCCCCUCGCUCGGUCCCUGCUGUUCACAUUCCUCUGCAGAAGGAGCCCCCCCCCCCCCGGCCCCGCUCCCCCCACCCCGGAGUCUCCUGUGUCGUGCGGGGUGGUUCCUGAGGGGCCUCCCAGCCUCCCCACCGGUGCCGGUACCGGCCCUUGCGAGACUUCCUCCUGCCGCCCCGAACUGGGCCUGUGGCCAGCUCGAAAUAAGUGCUCUUGGGGGUGGCCCCCGUACCCCCCAACUCCCCCUCCUGACUCCCCCUGGCCUUUGACCUCUGACUGUCUCGUCCAGACCCUCUCCCUCCCUCGGCCUGGAUGUGGCACGAGACCUAGCGGCGCCACCUCCCUGCGAGCUCCGUGCCAAAGCUGCUGGUGAAACCUGGGCUGUGUGUCCCCUGCCCCUCGGCCAGCUGCCUUGCCCCGCUGCACCCUGGGGUGGGUUCCUCUGAAGUCAGCCGUGUGGCCUCCAGGCUCAGCUCACACGCGCAGUGUCCCGGCCCGGGGAGGAGGCAGGGAGGGGUCAGGGACGGUCAGCAGCCAGGGGAAGAGGGAAGGUGGUCCGCAGAGGCUUGAGGCGCAAGGGUGAACAGGAUCGUGUUGGGGGGCAGAGGGACACGGGGAGGGAAGCAGAGAGCUGGCCUCGGAGAGAGCAGCCCCGAGUCCCCAUCGUCAGGGCACAUCCAGCACUUUGCACACGCAGCCCUCUGCCGAUGGCCCAGCCACGAACCUGGGGGGUGUGGCGGGGGGGGGGGGGGGGGCGGACCCAGCCGGCCCCUUUCGUGUUUACUGUUGUCAAAAGGGUUUUGUUUCUCUUGUUUCGAUUGUUUUGUUUCCGGGUUGGCCUGUUUGUUUUUUAAGGGAAAAAACAGUUUGUAAUUAUUUCUUCCAAAGCUCCCAUUAUAUAUCUGUGAAUAAGAAGGAAGAUAUUUUAUAAGAGCACGAAAAUGAUGUAUAUUUGAGGUUAUCGUGAAACGAGGCGUCACGACAACGCAGGAUACUGAGAAAACAUAAUUUAGAACGCUGGUUUUUGUGAAUGUUUUGUUUUUGUUUUUCGUUUGUUUUGAAACGUGUUUGGUUUGGGUUUGCACUGCAUGAACCCGGAGGGGAGGCAGGCCGGGGGCAGGCUGGGAAGCGGGGGUGGGGGGUUUCGGCAGGAGACAGGACGAGCUCCGGAGGGGCUUUGGACCCGGGGCCUGACGUUAGCUGUGAACACUUAGGAGCCCGGUGCAUGCGGGUCAGGGGUCUGGGGGUCCCACAGCUGGUGACGACCCCCCCAGUGGGACGCAAACUGUACAUUUGCCAAUAGGUUUUUUCAGACCGCGGUUUUUACUGCAAAUAAACCUAAGUUCUUUUCUGCA